GGGGAUCAUGACAGCAGCUUCAGCCAUCUGCGGCUUCCAUCCAGCCGUCUGCGGCUUCCACGCCGCUGUCUGUUUGUGCUGGGGGGCAGCUUCAGCCGUCUGCAGCUUCCAUGCUGCCGUCUGUCUCCGUUGGGUACUCUGAGGAGUCUGUCCGGCCUUCUGCGGCUUCCACGCCGCCACCUGUUCCUGCCGGAGGCUUAGGAGAGCCCAUCCAGCUGUCUGUGCCAUUAUCAACGCUAGCCACACCGUCGCCUGUGACUCCACCAACCAUGGCUCAACCACUGGUUGAAUCACUAGCUCAACCCUCCACGACUUCCAUGCCGCCACCAGCUGAACCACCUGCAACUGCCACACUGCCAUCUGGGCCAGUGACGUCUCCGCCAGAGUCAUAUUAUCACGUCUGGACAUGUCUGGCAUCUGGCUGUCGUGAGGAGCAUUGGCGGCAUGGGUGCUCCUUCCUCCUCGAAGGCAGAACCAAUGGGCUCAGCAGAAAAUCCUUCGGUGGGCUGGACAGUCAAUCCUCCGGCGGACCGAGCUGA
Messenger RNA from Oreochromis niloticus (Nile tilapia), 539 nucleotides. Its product is annotated as proline-rich protein 36-like. Bases 111 to 539 code for a protein of 142 amino acids. The transcript has 2 exons. NCBI's taxonomy places the organism in Eukaryota, Metazoa, Chordata, Actinopteri, Cichliformes, Cichlidae. The record is from RefSeq and is a predicted model, not a curated record.